AUGGACAGACUGACAGUCAGAGAGACGGGCAGACGGACAGUCAGACAGACGGACACACGGACAGUCAGCAAACGGACAGACGGACCGUCAGACAAACGGACAGUCAGACAGACGGACAGUCAGACAGACGGACAGUCAGACAGACGGACAGUCAGACAGACGGGAGAAGGACAGUCAGACAGACGGGCAAACGGACAGUCAGACAGACGGGCAGAUGGACAGACGGACCGUCAGACAAACGGACAGUCAGACAGACGGACAGUCAGACAGACGGACAGUCAGCCAGACGGGCAGUCAGACAGACGGGCAGACGGACAGUCAGACAGACGGGCAAACGGACAGUCAGACAGACGGGCAGAUGGACAGUCAGACAGACGGGCAGACGUGCAGUCAGACAGAUGGACAGUCAGACAGACGGACAGUCAGACAGACGGACAGUCAGACAGACGGACAGACGGACAGUCAGACAGACGGGCAGACGUACAGUCAGACAGACGGGCAGACGUACAGUCAGACAGACGGACAGUCAGACAGACGGACAGUCAGACAGACGGGCAGACGGACAGUCAGACAGACGGACAGUCAGACAGACGGGUAGACGGACAGUCAGACAGACGGACAGUCAGACAGACGGACAGACGGACAGUCAGACAGAAGGACAGACAGACAGACGGACAGUCAGACAGACGGACAGACGGACAGUCAGACAGACGGGCAGACGGACAGUCAGACAGACGGGCAGUGAGACAGAUGGACAGUCAGACAGACGGACAGACGGACAGUCAAACAGACGGGCAGACGGACAGUCAGACAGACGGACAGACUGACAGUCAGACAGACGGACAGUCAGACAGAUGGACAGACGGACAUUCAGACGGACGGGCAGAUGGACAGUCAGACAGACGGGCAGACGUACAGUCAGACAGACGGGCAGACGGACAGUCAGACAGACGGGCAGACGGACAGUCAGACAGACGGGCAGUGAGACAGAUGGACAGUCAGACAGACGGACAGACGGAUAGUCAAAGAGACGGGCAGACGGACAGUCAGACAGACGGACAGACUGACAGUCAGACAGACGGGCAGACGGACAGUCAGACAGAUGGACAGACAGACAUUCAGACAGACGGGCAGAUGGACAGUCAGACAGAAGGACAGACGCACAGUCAGACAGAAGGACAGUCAGACAGACGGACAGACGGACAGUCAGACAGACGGGCAGACGGACAGUCAGACAGACGGGCAGACGGACAGUCAGACAGACGGGCAGACGGACAGUCAGACAGACGGGCAGACGGACAGUCAGACAGACGGGUAGUGAGACAGAUGGACAGUCAUACCGACGGACAGACGGACAGUCAGACAGACGGACAGACGGACAGUCAGACAGACGGACAGACUGACAGUCAGACAGACGGGCAGACGGACAGUCAGACAGAUGGACAGACGGACAUUCAGACAGACGGGCAGAUGGACAGUCAGACAGAGGGAAAGACGGACAGUCAGACAGACGGACAGUCAGACAGACGGACAGACGGACAGUCAGACAGACGGACAGUCAGACAGACGGGCAGACGUACAGUCAGACAGACGGACAGUCAGACAGACGGACAGUCAGACAGACGGACAGUCAGACAGACGGACAGUCAGACAGACGGACAGUCAGACAGACGGACAGUCAGACAGACGGGUAGACGGACAGUCAGACAGACGGACAGUCAGACAGACGGACAGUCAGACAAACGGACAGACGGACAGUCAGACAGAAGGACAGUCAGACAGACGGACAGUCAGACAGACGGGCAGACGGACAGUCAGCCAGACGGGCAGACGGACAGUCAGACAGACGGGCAGACGGACAGUCAGACAGACGGGCAGUGA
Molecule: messenger RNA, 1881 nt
Organism: Parnassius apollo (apollo)
Lineage: Eukaryota; Metazoa; Arthropoda; Insecta; Lepidoptera; Papilionidae
Source: the annotation of a GenBank genome assembly